This is a messenger RNA of Coffea eugenioides, 507 nucleotides long. RefSeq lists its product as uncharacterized. NCBI's taxonomy places the organism in Eukaryota, Viridiplantae, Streptophyta, Magnoliopsida, Gentianales, Rubiaceae. The record is from RefSeq and is a predicted model, not a curated record. The coding region runs from base 104 to 370 and encodes 88 amino acids. The transcript has a single exon.
ACAUCUUCUUCUCAGAAUUCUAAAAGCAUCUGCAGCACUCAACUAAAGACUUGUAUCAUCAACAAGGAGUCAAUCUUUCAGUUUAACUACAUUCUUGCUGAAAAUGAGUUCAACAACCAGGGCAUGGAUUGCAGCAGUAAGUGUAGGAGCAGUGCAGGCAAUGAAAGAUCAGGGACUGUACAGGUGGAACCACACCAUUAGGUCAAUGCAGCAGCUUGCCAAGAACAACCUCAGGUCCUUGUCUCAGACCAAGCAGCUCUCUCCUGCAUUGGCUUCAUCAAGCAUUAAAGUUAAAGAUCAAGAAAAAAUUAGGCAGUCUGAAGAAUCAUUAAGGAAAGUCAUGUACUUGAGCUGUUGGGGUCCAAAUUGAUUGAGCCCCCCCACUAGUACUAUUUAGUUUUGUAAUUUUAGAUAUAUGGGGUGAUGUAAAACUGGAAAUUUUGGUAAUUUUCUACCUACAAAAUUGUAAAUUAUAUGAUUUUAAGACAUUUUUUGCAAAUGUCUUUC